Messenger RNA from Geodia barretti, 441 nucleotides. The record is from the annotation of a GenBank genome assembly. NCBI's taxonomy places the organism in Eukaryota, Metazoa, Porifera, Demospongiae, Tetractinellida, Geodiidae.
AUGAUGGCCGCCCAUCCCGAGCAGGCCCGCCGCUGGAUGCGUUGGGCCUGGGUCUGCGGCAUGGUGUGGUGGGUGUGGACGAUGGGGGUCCUGGUGGUAUGGAUGGCAGCCCCGGUCCUGGCAGUUUCCGAAGUGGAAGGCAGCACACCCGCGAUACCCCCGGCCAAGCUGCUGAUCUACUAUGGGAUUGAGGGUUUCGUUAUGGCGCUGCUGGCGCUGGGAGUCAUGCGCUACUGGAGGCCGCCAGCCGUCCUGUUGACCGUGGGGUUCGUCGUUUCAAGGAUCGUGCUGAUCAUGCUCGGGUUGAUAACGCUGGACAAUUUUCGCGACGCGAUAUGGCUCGCGAUUUAUGGAGGGCUGCUGUUCGCCUUCGUCAGGGGCAUUCAGGGCGCCUACAGCUAUCACUGGUUCACCCGUCCCCCAUUGCCCGAGAGAACAUAG